Molecule: messenger RNA, 508 nt
Organism: Acanthoscelides obtectus
Lineage: Eukaryota; Metazoa; Arthropoda; Insecta; Coleoptera; Chrysomelidae
Source: the annotation of a GenBank genome assembly
AAAUAAUAUACCAGGCUAUAGGAGAAAUGAUCGUUCUUGAUAACCAACCUUUUUCUGUUGUGGAGAAUAAAGGAUUCAAGAGAUUGUUUGCUGUCCUGGAACUCCUGGAACGAAAGUAUUGUAUACCCAGUCGGCCAUAUUUCAGCAAAACUCAUCACUGAGAUAUACGAAAAGUGUCAAAGUAGAGUAGCUAAAAUGUUAGCAGAUGCAAGAUUUAUUUCUUUCACAACAGACAUGUGGACUUCUGAUGUGAACAAUAAUAGCUUUAUAAGUUUAACUGGACAUUGGAUUUCCAGAAAUUUUGAACAAAAACAUUAUGUGCAGAGUAUUUGUGGUCUGGAUGGCAGUCAUGCAGAACGUUGUCGGAAAGCUUUGAGGGUAGAUUCAACUCGGAACGAAAAAAUCCUCAAAAUAAAAGUCUCUUUUUAGUAGAAGCAAUCUCGCCUUAAGGUAGCCGCCGUCAUUUUUUGCAUGAACUUGGCGUACGGUUUACUCUUUUUUAUAAAAA